Molecule: messenger RNA, 4056 nt
Organism: Esox lucius (northern pike)
Lineage: Eukaryota; Metazoa; Chordata; Actinopteri; Esociformes; Esocidae
Gene: ipo9
Product: importin 9
Exons: 22
Coding region: 30-3236 (1068 amino acids)
Biological process (GO): protein import into nucleus
Cellular component (GO): nuclear envelope; cytosol
Molecular function (GO): small GTPase binding
Source: RefSeq, a predicted model, not a curated record
UUAUUUCCAAGUCCCGCCCUAGCCUGUCAAUGCAUUGGCGCGCUCCUCUGGUCCCCGGCGACUGCCCAGGCUGUUCGGGUGAAAACAUGGCAGGCAUGAGUGCGGCAGGUACUCGGUCAGCUUCGGCAGCUGGACCAGUUCAACAAGGACUUAAAGAAGCCCUGAUUGAGACUUUAACGGCUAUCCUGUCACCAGUUCAAGAAGUGCGAGCAGCCGCUGAGGAGCAAAUAAAAGUGUUGGAAGUGACAGAAGAGUUUGGAGUCCACCUGGCAGAGCUGACUGUCGAUCCUCAGGGAGCCCUGGCCAUUCGGCAGUUGGCCUCAGUCAUCCUGAAGCAGUAUGUGGAGACCCACUGGUGUUCCCUGUCAGAGAAAUUCAGGCCCCCUGAGACCACUGACCGGGCCAAGGCAGCCAUCAGGGAGCUGUUGCCCGGUGGACUCAGGGAGGCCAUUAGUAAGGUGCGCUCCAGCGUAGCCUACGCUGUGUCAGCCAUCGCCCACUGGGACUGGCCUGAAGCCUGGCCGCAACUCUUCACUCUCCUCAUGGACAUGCUGGUCAGCGGUGAUGUCAACGCAGUGCACGGAGCCAUGCGAGUCCUCACAGAGUUUACCCGCGAGGUGACCGAUACACAGAUGCCUCUGGUGGCCCCGGUGAUUCUGCCUGAGAUGUACAAGAUCUUCACCAUGGUGGAGGUCUACAGCAUCCGUACCCGCUCCCGAGCGGUGGAGAUCUUCACCACCUGUGCCAACCUGAUCUGUGCAAUAGAGGAGAUGGAGAAGGGUGCGGCCAAGGCCCUGAUCUUCCCCGUGGUGCAGCAGUUCACCGAGGCGUUUGUUCAGGCCCUGCAGAUGCCGGAUGGACCCUCCUCAGACAGCGGCUUGAAGAUGGAGGUCCUCAAGGCCGUGACGGCUCUAGUGAAGAACUUCCCCAAACCAAUGGUGUCGUCCAUGCAGCAAAUCCUGCCCAUCGUCUGGAACACCCUGACAGAGAGCGCUGCUUUUUAUGUUAGAACAGAGGUCAACUACACUGAGGAAGUAGAUGACCCCAUUGACUCUGAUGGUGAGGUCCUAGGUUUUGAGAACCUGGUGUUCAGCAUCUUUGAGUUUGUCCACACUCUGUUAGAGAACAGCAAGUUCAAAAGCACAGUGAAGAAGGCUCUGCCGGAGCUCAUCUACUACGUUAUCCUCUACAUGCAGAUCACGGAAGAUCAGAUCAAGGUGUGGACGGCCAACCCACAGCAGUUUGUGGAGGACGAAGAUGACGACACUUUCUCGUACUCAGUCAGGAUCUCAGCCCAGGAUCUGCUGCUGGCGGUGGCGACAGAGUUCCAGAACGAGAGCGCUGCUGCGUUAGCGGCGGCAGCAACACGACACCUGCAGGAAGCCGAGCAGGCCAAGAACAGUGGCAAUGAACACUGGUGGAAGGUCCAUGAGGCCUGUAUGCUUGCGCUGGGCUCAGUGAAGACCAUCAUCACAGAGAAUGUGAAGAACGGCCGGGUUCAGUUUGACAUGCACGGCUUCCUGGCUAACGUCAUCUUGGCUGACCUCAACCUCACAGCGGCCUCUCCGUUCCUGCUGGGCCGGGCCCUGUGGGCGGCCAGCCGCUUCACUGCCGCCAUGUCCCCAGAGCUCAUCCAGCAGUUCCUCCAGGCCACUGUCAGUGGCCUACACGGCAGCCAGUCCCCCUCUGUCCGCAUCUCAGCCGUGCGUGCCAUCUGGGGGUACUGCGACCAACUGAAGCUGUCGGAAAGCACCCAUGUCCUGCAGCCGUUCUUGCCCGCCAUCCUGGAGGGGCUGGUGCAGCUGGCGGCGCAGUUCAGCUCCGAGGUGCUCACCCUGGUCAUGGAGACCCUGUGCAUCGUGUGCACCGUGGACCCGGCCUUCACCACCAGUGCAGAGAACAAGAUCUGCCCGCUCACCAUCGCCAUCUUCCUCAAAUACAGUAACGACCCGGUGGUGGCAUCUCUGGCCCAGGACAUCUUUAAGGAGCUAGCCCAGAUCGAGGGGUGCCAGGGACCCAUGCAGAUGCGUCUCAUCCCCACCCUGGUCAGCAUUAUGCAGGCCCCACCGGACAAGAUCCCCUCCGGCCUUUGUGCUACGGCCAUAGACAUCCUGACCACGGUGGUGCGGCACACCAAACCCCCCCUGUCCGAGAUGCUAGUUUGCCAGGCCUUCCCCGUGGUGGCCCAGUGCACCCUCCGCACAGACGAUAACACCACCAUGCAGAACGGUGGCGAGUGUCUCCGGGCGUACGUGUCCGUGGCCCUGGAGCAGGUGGGCCAGUGGCGGGACACGGAAGGCCACAGUGGCCUGUGGUACGUGAUGCGGGUGGUUAGCCAGCUGCUUGACCCCAGGACAUCAGAGUUCACCGCUGCUUUCGUGGGCCGCCUGGUGUCCACACUGAUUGCCCGCGCCGGCACUGAGCUGGGCGAGCAGCUGGAUCAGAUCCUCCGAGCCAUCCUCAGCAAGAUGCAGCAAGCCGAAACACUCAGCGUCAUGCAGUCUCUCAUCAUGGUGUUCGCCCACUUGGUCCACUCUCAGCUGGAGCCUCUGUUGGAGUUCCUGUGCAGUCUGCCGGGCCCCACGGGUAAGCCGGCCCUGGAGUUUGUCAUGGCCGAGUGGAUGAGCCGACAACACCUCUUCUACGGACAGUACGAGGGCAAAGUCAGCACGGUGGCCCUGUGUAAGUUACUGCAGCAUGGCCUCAACACCAACGACAAGCGCCUCCAGGACAUCGUGGUCAAGGGGGAGGAGAUCUUCGGCCCCGACGAGGGCAUCCGCACACGCUCCAAGUCUGCAAAGAAUCCUGAAAGAUGGACCAACAUUCCGUUACUAGUCAAGGUCUUCAAGCUGAUCGUCAACGAGCUUUCGUCCGUGGUGGAGGCCAACGCCACCAGAGCUGCGGCAGCGGAGUGGAGUCAAGAUUCAGGUGGGAUGUGGGAGGACCAGGAUGCAGAGGUUGAAGACAAUGAUGAGGAAGAGGAGGAGGAGGAUGAAGGGCUAGCCGGGCAGCUUCUGUCUGACCUCAUUGCGUCUAACAAAUAUGAUGAAGACUACUAUGAGGACGAUGAUGACGAAGAAGAUCCAGAUGCCUUAAAGGAUCCCAUAUACCAGAUAGACCUCCAGGCCUACCUAACAGAUUUCUUGACCCAGUUUGCCCAGUCUCCGUGCUACAGCAUGUUCUCUGGCCACCUCAACGAUGCAGAGCGACGAGUCCUGCAGACGAUCGGCAUUUAAACCUGCCCCUUUCCCCUUCCCUACAUCAACCCUGCUAGAACUCUCUCGCACAACCCCGCCCCCACGCUCACCAACCAGUCUCCGACCCCCCGAGUAUGGGAGAGGAUCUGAUUGGCCAGGUGAUUGUUGACGCUUCACCUCCAUCUUCAACAGAGGAACACGUUUGGACGGGGAGAGGAGACAGACAUGCACUUACCCAUAAGCCCCUGUCAGUCUGUUCUGACUGAAAGUAUGACUGGGGGAAAACUGCAGACUGGUGGAGGGAUUCGGAGGAGCUUGGUGGAAGGUGUUGAGGGACACCUACUUCUGAUCCCACGGGGGGCUGGGAGACGAUUGUGUGGAUCUGUUCCUCUGUCUCCACGCUCCUCCGCCCUCUGGGACUCGUUGCGGGACUUGGGAUCUGACAGAGGGGUUGACGUCUUGCAGCAAUGGGACAGGCAGACAGGGCAACUAUGAUGUAUGAACAGAGUGUUUACUGUGUCCCAUUUGUAUCUCAGCCCACUUAUUUUUGUGCUUCUGUAAAAAAAUAAAAAUAAAAAGAAUAAUGCAAACUUUCAAGAAAGAGGCAAAGGGACUUGAUGACGGUUGACAGAGAAAGAGAAACAUAUCCUUGAAACAGAGUGCGAAACAUCGGCGGCCUUAUUUUCAGAAACCAUUGACUCUUAGGAUUGGAAUGGACCUCUGGUCACCUCCAGGGUCUGGGUGGGUAUGAGGGACUCACACUAUUGCCAUGGUGACUCCUUUCUCAUUUCCUGUACCCACUGGAGUUGGGAUGACAUUUCUAAAUAAAAGUCCCAACAGGACACCAUUUCUAGUUUCA